This is a messenger RNA of Saccostrea cuccullata (small rock oyster), 1160 nucleotides long. Its product is annotated as multiple epidermal growth factor-like domains protein 10. The transcript is spliced from 8 exons. Gene Ontology annotation, molecular function: scavenger receptor activity. The coding region runs from base 436 to 1137 and encodes 233 amino acids. The record is from RefSeq and is a predicted model, not a curated record. NCBI's taxonomy places the organism in Eukaryota, Metazoa, Mollusca, Bivalvia, Ostreida, Ostreidae.
GGAUAUUCCAUAUAUGUUUCAAAAUCACCAGAAAUUAAAAGUGGUGCAUUGUGUUUCAAACAUAACGAAUCAAACCCGACCCAAUUAACUGCAAAGCAUGUCUGUGUUUCUGUUGGACGUUAUAUCCAAUUUCUGAAUGAAAAGAGAACUAUCACUGAAUUGUGCAGUUUCAUUGUUCUAGGUUGUAACAAAGGCUACUACGGUGUUGAUUGCAAUUAUCCAUGUCCUCAGCAUUGCAAAAAUGACCAGUGUUUGGUUACAAACGGAAUAUGUUAUGGAUGUGCAGAUGGCUGGACUGGUUCUAAGUGUAGACAAGCAUGCUCAGCUGGAAGGUUUGGUCCUGAUUGUCAUUUGUUCUGCUCUGGACAUUGUAAAUAUAAUUCUACUUGUCAUCCCACUGAUGGUAUCUGCUAUAACGGCUGUACUGACGGAUGGAUGGGCGAGUUUUGCAAUAAAAGCUGUGCCUCUGGUACAUUUGGACCGGAUUGUAAAUACAACUGUAGUAGACAUUGUCUUAAUGAUUCGGUCUGUAACAGUAUAACAGGAAAAUGUGACAAAGGAUGUAAACCUGGAUAUAUGGGAGAACAAUGCAAUAAUGUGUGUACCAUGGACUCAUAUGGAACAGACUGCAUGUUUUCUUGUAGCCAAAACUGCCUUAACAAGGAACCUUGUGACCACGUGACUGGAGUUUGUAAAAAUGGUUGUUCAGAGGGUUAUAAAGGAGAGCUAUGUAAUUCAAUUUGUGGAAAUGGUUAUUUCGGGGAAAAUUGUUCUAAUGUUUGCUCUGAGAACUGUUCUGAUAUAUGCCAUCAUAUUGACGGGAUGUGUAAUUGCAAGGCUGGAAUGGAAAAUUCUCCAGAAUGCAAACAAGUUUCAUUAUUGACUACGGCCAGAGAAUGUGAUGAUCACUGUGUUUAUGCUAUUGGAAUUUCUAUGUUAGUCAUACUUAAUGUUUUGACCUGUACAUUAUGGAUUCGUGGAAGAAGAAGGCAGGUGAAAGUGAAAAGACAGUCCUCCUCUCAUUAUAUAACUACUGAAGCAGAAAUGAAAGUAAAGACUUCUGAAUCACAUGAAUAUCAGGAAGUGCACUCUGUAUCACGUGAUUUUUCGUACCAAAAUCUCUCAUUUGAUACAUAAGAGAUUUGAAAAUACAGGGUUCG